This is a messenger RNA of Scedosporium apiospermum, 867 nucleotides long. RefSeq lists its product as uncharacterized. The coding region runs from base 1 to 867 and encodes 288 amino acids. Gene Ontology annotation, biological process: intracellular protein transport. The transcript is spliced from 3 exons. NCBI's taxonomy places the organism in Eukaryota, Fungi, Ascomycota, Sordariomycetes, Microascales, Microascaceae. The record is from RefSeq and is a predicted model, not a curated record. Gene Ontology annotation, cellular component: mitochondrial outer membrane.
AUGGCAAUCUAUUCUUAUCUGUUCUACCAGCAGCUCAAAGGAGCUCCUGAGACCACCCUCAAAUUCCUCCACGACUACCGUCUCCAUCAAUCCCAGCGCCUCACCCCCGUCCGCUUCGAGCCUCUCAAGUUCAUCCCCGAUAUCCACGCGAAGCAGAUCGAGCUCCUCGAGAAACAGGAGCAACAGCGGUUCGAAGUCAAUCGUCGUUACCUGACGAUCCCCUACUUCAAACAACACCACGCCAAGAAGGUUGCCAGGGUCAAGGCCAGAGCGCGAGCCCGAGCUGCACGAGCUGAGCUUCUUCGACUUUGGGAAAUCGACGGUCGAGACCAAGACGAAGAGGACGACGGAUUUGUUCUCGUUGAGAAGAAUAGCUUGAGUGGAAUCCAGGCCGACGAAAUGGUUCAGCUUACCGAGGUCCCUGACGAGCAUUUCGUCACCCCCCAAGCUGGUCCUAUUGAGGAGGAUGAUGCUGAUUACACCGAUACUGACUCCGAGAUCUCCACCGACUCCGAAUUCGAUCCCGAGGAAGAGUCCCUCGCCGAUCGCCUCUACGCCCUCCGCGACAUCGUGCCCCCCACCGCCCGCGGCUGGAUCUCCUCCAAGGUGACCUCCGUCGUCGGCUUCGGCAGUAGCAGCGUCUGGUGGGCCGGCAAGGCCCUCUGGGCCAUCUCCUCCACCGCCCUCCUCCUCGGCGUCCCCUUCGCCAUCUGCGUCACCGAGGAGCAGCAGGUCAUGGCCAUGGAGCAGGAGUACAAGAUGCGCGAGGUCGGCAGCGAGGUGCUCACCGCUGGUGGCGGCGAGCACCAUAGCACUGCUGAUCGCGUUGGUGCUGCUCUUGGCUCUGAUGCCAAGGCUGCUCUGUAA